AUGCAUGCUAUGCUUGUUAUUGGUGGACCCGAUGUCGUCAAGCCUCAAAGAGUCGGUAGAACCGCACAUAUUAUCGAUUUAUAUCCUUUGAUGUGUCACCUUCUUGACAUUCCUGCUGCUCCAAAUAAUGGAACACUCAGCAGGAUUGCGUCAACAUUUUAUCUCAAGAAUUACAGACAUGGG
This is a messenger RNA of Ostertagia ostertagi, 183 nucleotides long. NCBI's taxonomy places the organism in Eukaryota, Metazoa, Nematoda, Chromadorea, Rhabditida, Trichostrongylidae. The record is from the annotation of a GenBank genome assembly.